Molecule: messenger RNA, 402 nt
Organism: Auanema sp. JU1783
Lineage: Eukaryota; Metazoa; Nematoda; Chromadorea; Rhabditida; Rhabditidae
Source: the annotation of a GenBank genome assembly
AUGGCGUUGAGAAGAACUGCAGCUCUCUCCCAAAGUGUCAAGUUCGCUUACGACAAUGCUGCCGUCAAUUGGCUCCGUAAAUUCUCAUGGAACAACCUUUGGGGUGGUCGCGAAUACGGACUUCAAUUCCACGACACAUACUUCGAGCCAGCUCCCGAAGUAACUGAAGCUUUGCGCCGACUUAACUUGAAGGAGCCUCAUCUUUUUGAUGCUCGUAAGGAACGUCUUGCUCGUGCUCACACUUUAUCCCUUCACGGAGAAAAGUUGCCUAAGAGCGCUUGGACCAAGUGGGAAGAGGAGUCCUGGUACCUCAAGCCAUAUCUUGACGAAAUUGAGUCAGAGAAGAAAGCUCGUGCCGAAACAUCCGGACUCAUCCCUCCAUUCGAGAUGAAGCAGCAUUAA